Closterium sp. Naga37s-1 is the source of this 786-nucleotide messenger RNA. NCBI's taxonomy places the organism in Eukaryota, Viridiplantae, Streptophyta, Zygnematophyceae, Desmidiales, Closteriaceae. The record is from the annotation of a GenBank genome assembly.
AUGCGCACUCCUUCCCGUCGUGUUCGCUCACUCAACUUCCGCUGCCCACGCGCACUCACUCACGUCGCGCCCACUCACUCCCCAUCCGCCUCCCACGCUCACUCCCUCCCGUCGCCCACACUCACGCCCCAUCCGCCGCCCACGCUCACUCCCUCCCGUCGCGCUCGCUCACUCCCCUUACGCCGCCCAUGCGCACUCCGUCCCGUCGCGCUCGUUGACUCCCCUUCCACCGCCCACCCUCCUCCCGUCGCGACAGUCCCCUCCGUCGCACACGCGCAUUCCUCACAAUCGCAAACCUUCACUCCCCUCCGUCGCCCACGCUCACUCUCCCCUGUCGCCCACGCUCACUCCGACGGGAAGCGAGCUCAUUACCAUUCCGUCGCCCAUGCUCAAUGCCCGUUCGUCGCACACGCUCACUCCCCUCCGUCUCCCACGCUCACCCCCCUCCCGUCGCUUUCGCCCACUCCCUUUCCGCCGCCCACGGUCUCUCACUCCCGUCGCGUUUGGCCCCAUCCGUCGCCCACGCUCACUCCCCUGCCGUCACACACUCUCCUUCAUCCCCCCAUCCCUCAUCUCCCCAUCCCUCAUUUCCCCAUUCCUCAUCUCCCCAUCCCUCAUCUCCCCAUCCCUCAUCUCCCCAUCCCUCAUCUCCCCAUCCCUCAUCUCCCCAUCCCUCAUCUCCCCAUCCCUCAUCUACCCAUCCCUCAUCUUCCCAUCCCUCAUCUCCCUGCGACAGCAAUAGAGGGUGUGCGCCUGCGAGACAGAAGGGGAGGGGUGAGAUGUUGA